CCGAUCCACUGUAUGCAGAAAGAGACGCCAAACCAAAGAAAAGAACCAAUUCUUCUUCUUCUUCUUCUUCUUCUUUCGACGUCCAAUUUCCGAUCAUGGAACAAAUCUUCACUCUCACAUUCUUCUCUUCCGACAUUUCUUCAUUGCCUUCCCGUUCGGAGAUGCCGUUCGCCGCCGCACAUCUCAGCUACUAGCUUCUUUCUUCUUCUCUUUCGUUUGGCUUUGAUAUUCUCAACUAGACAUCUUCGGAUCUUCCCUCAUGUCGUUCUUUUCUGGUAUCUUCCUCGGCGUUGUUGUCGGUGUCCUACUGAUUAUCGCUCUUGCUCGCGCCGGGAAUGUUCGCGCCAAGCAUCGUUCCGAUUUGGCUACAACUAUUGCGGCAUUUGCAAGGAUGACGGCACAGGAUUCGAGAAAAAUUCUUCCCAAGGAGUUUUAUCCGUCGUGGGUUGUAUUUACGCAGCGACAGAAGUUAACUUGGCUCAAUCUUCAGCUUGAUAAAAUCUGGCCAUAUGUUGACGCGGCAGCAUCGGAGCUGAUAAGGAGCAAUGUGGAGCCGGUUUUAGAACAAUUUCGACCGGCAAUAUUAUCUUCUUUGAAGUUCUCAAAGUUGACCCUGGGUACUGUCGCUCCAAAUUUUACAGGAAUUGCUGUACUUGAAGACGAGCCAGAAACUGGUGGAAUAACUUUGGAGUUGGAGAUGCAAUGGGAUGGUAAUCCAAACAUUGUUCUUGACAUCAAAACUAAACUCGGCGUUUCCUUACCAGUACAGGUAAAAGAUAUUGCAUUCACAGGGCUUUUCAGAUUAAUAUUCAAGCCAUUGGUUGAUGAGUUUCCUUGCUUUGGAGCAGUGUGUUAUUCUCUGAGGAAAAAGAAAAAUCUUGAUUUUAAACUUAAGAUUAUUGGAGGAGACAUAUCAUCCAUUCCUGGGGUUUCUGAUGCUAUUGAGGAAACAAUUCGAGAUGCUAUUGAAGGUACUAUAACAUGGCCAGUUCGGAAGAUUGUGCCCAUCAUAGCAGGAGAUUAUAGCGAUUUAGAGGCAAAGCCUGUUGGAACGCUAGAAGUGAAGCUUGUGCAGGCAAAGGAAUUAACCAAUAAAGACAUUAUAGGAAAGUCGGAUCCUUAUGCUGUGCUGUUUGUACGGCCAUUGAAAGAGAGAAUGAAAACAAGUAAAACCAUUAAUAAUCAAUUGAAUCCCAUAUGGAAUGAGCACUUUGAUUUCGUUGUUGAAGAUGCAUCUACUCAGCACUUGACUAUAAGAGUUUUUGACGAUGAAGGAGUUCAGGCCUCUGAACUACUUGGCUGUGCUCAAGUAGCAUUAAAGGACCUUGAGCCCGGUAAAGUGAAGGAUGUUUGGUUGAAGCUGGUCAAAGAUUUGGACAUCCAAAGAGAUAACAAAUACAGGGGUCAGGUGCAUUUGGAGCUUCUUUACUAUCCCUUCGGCACUGAUCAGAGCCUCUAUAUAAACCCAUUUAACCCGGAUUAUGCAUUGACCUCAGUGGAGAAGGCUCUAAAGCCGGCUCCGAAUGGUUCAGAAGAUGCAGAUUCUGGAAAACAAAGCUCCCCAAAGAAGAGGGAUGUGAUUGUAAGAGGAGUGCUAUCUGUGACAGUAAUUGCUGCCGAAGAUUUGCCUGCUGUAGAUUUCAUGGGAAAAGCCGACCCCUAUGUUGUUCUCAUUAUGAAGAAAUCCGAGACCAAAGUUAAAACCAGGGUUGUACAUGACACCCUGAAUCCUGUCUGGAAUCAAACGUUCGACUUUCUGGUGGAGGAUGCAUUACACGAUAUGCUAAUUGUAGAGGUCUGGGAUCAUGACACUUUUGGAAAGGAUAAACUGGGGAGGGUCAUAAUGACGUUGACAAGAGCGAUAUUGGAAGGGGAAAUUCAGGACUGUUUUCCACUGGAAGGAGCCAAAUCAGGACGGAUUUAUCUGCAUCUCAAGUGGGCAGCUCAGCCAAUAUUCCGAGAUACUUGAUGAACAAAAAGAAAAAAAGUCUCCUCAAUUUUUCAAGAUUGACAUUCAUUGAUUGAUGAACCGAAAGCUGCAGCGCCUCGUCGUCAUCUUACUUAGGUACUUGAUUUAAAUUAUGUAAUUAAAAUACAAAGUCAGGGGUGGGCGUUCAUCUCUUCUGAUCAAUUCUUUCAUUUGUGGGCUGUGUUUAAAUAGAUUAGCGUUUAUAUGUUUCAAUGUGUCAUUAUUUCCAUUCUUUUAUUUCUUCUGUAGUUUAGCUUAUUGAGUGUGGUCAAGCGAUUGGAUAUCGCUCCAAAUAUAUGGGCCUUAACUAAUAGGCCCUGAGAAUUGUCAUAGAAAUUAUUGUAGACGAAACUUUGAUGAACCAAAAUCAAGUUAACACAUAUUGUUAGGGUUUUCUUUUAUCUUUCUUUCUGGUUGAGUUUUAGGUUUAAUGAGUGUGGUGUGAGGAAUGUAAUUGUCAAUCCAAGUUACAAAUGCCUUGAUUGAAUUCAAAUAAAUU
This is a messenger RNA of Benincasa hispida (wax gourd), 2468 nucleotides long. Its product is annotated as synaptotagmin-4-like. Gene Ontology annotation, cellular component: endoplasmic reticulum. The record is from RefSeq and is a predicted model, not a curated record. Gene Ontology annotation, molecular function: lipid binding. NCBI's taxonomy places the organism in Eukaryota, Viridiplantae, Streptophyta, Magnoliopsida, Cucurbitales, Cucurbitaceae.